UCAAGUUCUCACUUCUUUUCACUGGAGUUGUGACUUACUCUCUUUCUCUCGCUCUCUCCCAUCACACAACCUAGAAAAUGAAAACCUAGUUUAUUGUGAAAAAUAGAAUUCCGAAUCAAGAUUACAGAAAUGAGUUAUUGUCUACAAUCUUCAUCAUCACCCUUUCUCCUUAUUCAUCGAAACUAUCGCUAUGAUUUGCUUCGUACUUGUCAUGUUUCCUCAAUUUUUUAUUCUUCGAAUCCACUUAUCAAUUUCGGAAUCUCCAAACAUCGUAAAUUACGUUUAUAUGCAUCAGUUAGUGAAACAAAGCUUGAAGCUUCUUGGUUGCCUUCUGAAAGAAAUGCAAAUGAUGGUUUUGGUGGUUGGGCAAUUAUUGAAACUGAUACUAAUCAAAAUGGAGACAAAAAGAAGAAAGGUUUUCCAAGCUUUCUCUUAGUGGGUCUUGGAGCUUCUGUUGCAAUUCUGCUUGCUACCGUUUCUUAUUUCUCAUUUUCAAAAAAAGGUUUUAGGGUUCAGUUUAGUUCUCCACUGCAAAGGGUAUCUCAGUCCACCAGUCUACAUGAAGUUGCUGACUCCAAUGUGUCCAACGUGGAGCCUAUGGUUAAAGACUCAAGUUUAGAGAAUGUAGCUGAUAUAGCAAAUGAUCAUGUGCCAGCUUCAAUUGAAAAGCUCCAUCGAGUAGUUAUUCCAGCUGCUGUGGAUUCCACCCAACAGGAAGCUAUUCUGCUGUUGAAGAAACUAAAGAUCGUUGAAGAUGAUAUCAAAGCUCAUGAGCUUUGUACCAGAAGGGAAUAUGCAAGAUGGUUAGUCAAAGCAAAUUCAGUGUUGGAAAGGAACCCAAAGAACAGGAUCUCACCUUCCAUGUUAUGUGCUGGGUCAGUGGUUGAAGCUUUUGAUGAUAUGAGUCCUGAAGAUCCGGACUUUUGGUCCGUGCAAGCCCUCGCGGAGGCUGGCCUUGUACGAAGCAAGCUAUCAAUCAAGUCCAGUAUUCAGAACGAAACUGUUAAUUAUCUUCCUGAAAGUUUUAUUUCCCGGUUUGAUCUCUUGAACUGGAAAGCACAACUGGAUUAUUCAUCGAUACGUGGGAUAGAAGAAAAGAUGUCUAGGAAGAAAGUUAAUUUAAUGGAUGUGAAGGCAAUCAGUGAUGAUGCAUCAGUGGCUCUUUUCAUGGACUUGGAAGCUGGCGACAACAGUGUGCUGAGAAAAGUUUUUGGGCAGAGUCGGCGAUUUCAACCAGAUAAACCUGCAACGAUAGCCCAAGCAGCUGUUGCAUUAACUAGUGGUAGGAUGACCUCUGAAAUUAUUACUUUGCUAUCCAGUAUGGAAGCUGAAGAGUUAUCGCGAAAAGUGGAAAUGGAAGUAAUCAGGUCUGACUUGCUAAUGAGAGGAGAUAUACAAAGCUUUUGGGAUGUGAAGAUGAACAAAGUGAAAGCCUGUGCUAUAGAAGCAGAGAAACACUUUCAAACAGCACUUCUUAACCUGGAGCAGGAGAAGAAUCUUCAAGACAAGUUUCAGGGCGAAUAUUUGAAAGAGAAAGCAGCUCUCGACUGUCAGAGGCAGUUACUUCUUUGCCUCAAGGAAGAAGUCAGUGAAAUGUCAGAGAGGCUAGAGUCUGAGAAAACUACUUUUUUGGCUGAGCAGAAAGAUUUAGAGAUAGCGCCCCUUGAUUUAAAGGCUAAGCAAGAAGAAAUAAUUGAGGUCAAGUCAAUACUAGAGGCUGAGAUAGAAGCACUCCGAAUUCUUAGGUCUUGGGUUGAAGAUGAAGCAAGGCGUAAUCAGGCACGUGGGCAAGUUCUUGAACAGGUUGGAAGGAGAUGGAAAUGGGAUGAAUAGGAUUAGUGCGGUAUCUUUAGUAUAAGAUUAUUUUUUUUUUGAUACUAAAAGAAAUUUUCGUUACUGAAGAGAUCGAGUUACAGAUAGAUUAUCCUCCAGAAUUGCUUUUUCUGCAAAAGGUGGUGGAUCUGUCUGCAUAGAUGCAUUUUCCGUUUUCAUAAGUACCUGCAAAAUUACGGAUUAUUAGGCCUAUUCCUGUAUGAUGAACGUUAUUAAGCUUUUUAUAGGAAGCAUCACAACAAAAAGAGAGAGAAGGUGUUGGUGGAGGUAUCCAGUGAGACAUAGGUCUCAUAUUUCCUCGAACUGAAACAGAUUCAGUGUUAACUCUCAUCUUCAUUUUC
Messenger RNA from Papaver somniferum (opium poppy), 2174 nucleotides. RefSeq lists its product as uncharacterized. Bases 130 to 1833 code for a protein of 567 amino acids. The record is from RefSeq and is a predicted model, not a curated record. NCBI's taxonomy places the organism in Eukaryota, Viridiplantae, Streptophyta, Magnoliopsida, Ranunculales, Papaveraceae. The transcript is spliced from 11 exons.